AACAUGUACUGCACAGUAGAAAUGAACCUUCGAACCUGAUCUCUGUAAAUGAACUCAAGCCGAAACAGAAGUUUAUAGCGAACACAUAAAGCUCAUGGUGGCAAUGAAGCCGACCCUUUGUGAUACAGGUUUGUGAUGCAUUCAGCAUGACUUUACCGGUAUAAAUGUUUGGCAAGUGCUUAAGGAAACGAUCACAGUGCAUUUACAUAACAGAUGGCGCCUGAUGGUAAUUUUCACGUGCAAUUAACUCCAUUCAUGAAGAUGGCAAGCUCAAACACUGCGUUACGAGACUGUUUGUGUGUAUAUGUGUUUUAUGGUGUUGGCUAUAAUUGAGAAACAAGAGGUCACAAGAAAGAUUAUGUUCGUUUGUUUACACUUUUCGCCAUACUGUUGUUAUUUUUAUGUUCAAGGUUUUGAUUUUGUCUCAUCAGUAGUGGACUCUUACGCUCUAUCUCUGCAUGGUUUCAUAUGUGCUGGAAAACGAAAUACAAUGGAAGCAGAAAGGCAAGGGGUAAGUGGAAAUCCUUGUGUAUGUGGGAUUCUCCCGUGAGUUGUUUGAGGUGCGCAGUUUUGGGAACUGUAAGGAUUCUGGCUCGACAAGGCUUCAUUGGCGUGGCGUAACUGCGAGAGCCAUAAUGCGCAAUGACCCACUGCAAGCUUUCCUUCAGGAUCGUACGCCAAACUCCACUCCAGAACCGAUUAAAGGACCCCCCUUGAUGUUGCUGGAAGACACCUGUAAUCGCAUCUGCCAUUCCCGUGCACCCAGAUCCAUGGAGCACCAGCACAUCUCAUAUGAAGGCUCCCCACCAAAGCUCUUCCAUCCCUGGAUAAGUGAUUCAUCUUUCUCACAGCACCUCCAGACCCCGUUAAGUCCACACCACGAACUGCCACUGACAUCGCCGGCCGAGCACUAUGACUUCUCGCCCCUGAAGACGUUGCCUUGUGCGUCAGCAUGCGCUACUCUUCCCACGUCUUACGUGCCCACGCACAAUGGAUUUUUGGACCAAUGGUGGACUCCCAAUCACUCCUCAGCACAUCAAUUCGAGAUCCCCCGCGGGUGGGUUCUUGGUCACCCUGAGCUCGGACAGUACCAGACUCAAAUCGCCACCCUGUUGCACUCCAAGUCUCGCAGAUGCCGGAGGUGCAUGUGCCCCAACUGCCAAAAGAGCAGCGACGCGCCGGGGAAGAGAAAGCAGCACGUGUGCCACAUGCCGGGCUGCGGGAAGGUGUACGGCAAGACGUCUCACCUGAAGGCGCACCUGAGGUGGCACGCAGGUGAGCGGCCGUUCGUCUGCAGCUGGAUGUUCUGCGGGAAGAGCUUCACGCGCUCGGACGAGCUAAAGCGGCACGUGCGCACGCACACCGGCGAGAAGCGCUUCACCUGUCCGGACUGCGCCAAACGCUUCACGCGCAGCGACCAUCUGGCCAAACACCUGAAGACGCACCUGAUGCGCAAGAACAGAGCGCUGUUCCCGGUGCUGGAGCACGUCAACAAAACUCUUGAACACAAGUCUUAGAUAGAAUUUUGUGAACACUUUUUGUCAGUAUAUAAAAUGUUGGGGUGUGUUUUUAAUUCAAGUUAAUCUUUCCUUUGGGGCAAGCUGUCAAAUUUGUUUGUAAAUGUUAUACAUGUGCAUAUUCAUUUUAUUAAUUACAAUAUUUGUUGGACAAAUCAAUAGUUUCACAUUUUUGUGUGUCUGAUGUUUCAUCAAUUGUUUUCAUAAUUGGUUUCAAAAUUCAACAGAAAAGCUGUUUGAUGUCAACAUGCUUAAAAGAUGUGGUUAGGCCAAGUCUUUCUUUCUUUCUGACUUUCUGAAAUGUUCAAAAUCGUUUUAAUGUCAGGAUUUUAAGGUAAGUGUCUUUACAGAAAACUUUUGACCUUAUGAAAUUCUGAAGUAAUAAUGUUGACCCUAUGCAAUAUGGGUUAGGGUUAAGAGGAACUUAAGCAAAUACGUUAAUUGCUUAGUUUUCUAAAAU
Carassius carassius (crucian carp) is the source of this 1977-nucleotide messenger RNA. RefSeq names its product transcription factor Sp5. NCBI's taxonomy places the organism in Eukaryota, Metazoa, Chordata, Actinopteri, Cypriniformes, Cyprinidae. Gene Ontology annotation, biological process: regulation of transcription by RNA polymerase II. The record is from RefSeq and is a predicted model, not a curated record. Bases 636 to 1517 code for a protein of 293 amino acids. The transcript is spliced from 3 exons. Gene Ontology annotation, molecular function: RNA polymerase II cis-regulatory region sequence-specific DNA binding; DNA-binding transcription factor activity, RNA polymerase II-specific.